Messenger RNA from Hylaeus volcanicus, 830 nucleotides. Its product is annotated as mitochondrial import inner membrane translocase subunit Tim17-B-like. The transcript is spliced from 2 exons. Gene Ontology annotation, cellular component: TIM23 mitochondrial import inner membrane translocase complex; mitochondrial inner membrane. Lineage: Eukaryota; Metazoa; Arthropoda; Insecta; Hymenoptera; Colletidae. Bases 167 to 655 code for a protein of 162 amino acids. Gene Ontology annotation, biological process: protein import into mitochondrial matrix. Gene Ontology annotation, molecular function: transmembrane protein transporter activity. The record is from RefSeq and is a predicted model, not a curated record.
GCUUUGUGUCGCUUUCGUUUAUUGUAAUGGUGUAUAAUUUCGUUUGAGUGAAAAAAAAUUCAUUAUCAUAGUUACGCUCGUCGCAGUGCCGUAAUCGACGGUGGACGGCAUUUCGUAUUUUGGGUUUGGAAGUAUUUGGAAUAAUUUUAUGGAAAUCAAUUGAGGAAUGGAAGAAUACUCGAGAGAACCAUGCCCAUGGCGUAUAGUAGAUGACUGUGGUGGUGCAUUCAUGAUGGGUGCUAUAGGUGGUACCCUGUUUCAAAGUAUUAAAGGCUUUCGCAAUGCACCUAGUGGAAUGAGUAAACGAUUUCUUGGAAGUCUAAUGGCCAUUAAACAACGGUCACCGAUUAUCGCCGGAAAUUUUGCAGUGUGGGGUGGUAUGUUUUCCACGAUAGAUUGCACAUUGGUUCAUCUUAGGAAAAAGGAAGAUCCUUGGAAUUCUAUUAUCAGUGGAGCAGCAACUGGUGGCAUACUGUCUGCAAGAAACGGUUUACCAGCAAUGGCUGGUAGCGCGGUUAUCGGCGGAGUAUUAUUGGCCUUAAUAGAGGGUGUAGGAAUAUUUUUCACACGUAUGUCUGCAGAACAAUUCAAACCUCCGUCUUUCACGGAUGAUCCAUCACAUCUUGGGUCGUCAUCGCAAGGCUAUCCGUCGUAGAGCAUGUAUAAAUAUUUUAGACCCAUUUCAAAUGACACCCGACUAAUUAAGUACAAACGUUUCAGUUUCUUUGAAACGAUCGUAGUUGAAGCUAUGUUAUUCCUAAUACGUCAAAUUUGUACAGACAAUUGAAUCCUUUGAUUUAAGAAAUAAUAAUAGUUUGUUUUUUAUUCAA